Messenger RNA from Apis mellifera (honey bee), 1929 nucleotides. It is a transcript of the gene Nelf-A, whose product is annotated as negative elongation factor A. Gene Ontology annotation, cellular component: NELF complex. The record is from RefSeq and is a predicted model, not a curated record. Gene Ontology annotation, biological process: negative regulation of transcription elongation by RNA polymerase II. Bases 40 to 1647 code for a protein of 535 amino acids. The transcript is spliced from 6 exons. Lineage: Eukaryota; Metazoa; Arthropoda; Insecta; Hymenoptera; Apidae.
CGGGAAUAACAUGUGGCGCACCACGGUAAUGUACGUCAAAUGUACGAAACAAACGACUCCAAUAUGGCGAAUGUAAGGGACAGUGAUACUUCGUUGUGGCUUCAUAACAAGCUUGGAACGUCAAAUGAUAGCUGGACUGGAAGUUCAAUUUGUUCACAACUUAACGCAGAAGUAUUGCGGAAUAUUAAAGAUUGUUUUCCAGAUCUUCAAACGCAAGUUAAACUUAAAUUACUUCUUUCAUUUUUCCACAUACCAAGACGGAAUGUCGAGGAGUGGCGUGUUGAAUUGGAAGAAAUCAUUGAAGUGGCCUCAUUGGAUAGUGAAUUAUGGGUGUCAAUGCUAUCCGAAGCGAUGAAAACAUUUCCAUCAACAGGUUCUUUGAAUACAGACAUUACAGAUUUAGAUGAACAUAGGCCUAUUUUUGGAGAACUAGUCAAUGAUCUUCGAAAACUUUUGAAAAAACAAAAUGAUCCAGCUAUGCUUCCAUUAGAAUGUCAUUAUCUUAAUAAGACUGCUCUUACUUCUGUGGUUGGCCAACAACCUGCACCAGUUAAGCAUUUUACUUUAAAGAGAAAACCAAAAAGUGCUGCAUUAAGAGCAGAGUUACUUCAAAAAAGUACAGAUGCUGCAAGUAAUUUAAAAAAAAGCACUGCUCCUACAGUACCUGUAAGAAGUAGAGGAAUGCCUAGGAAAAUGACUGACACAACACCUUUGAAAGGCAUUCCCAGUAGAGUCCCUACAAGUGGUUUUCGUUCUCCCUCGCUUACGAGUUCUUCAAUGUCUAACAGGACACCUCUUAGCAAUAGAAUGCGCAAAGACGGUGGUAUUAAGUUACUGGAUAUUAAUGAACAACCACUUGGCUAUGCUCAAGCAAAAAAACGAAAGAGAAUGAUGGAAUUAGAAGAGCAACAAAAGAAAGUUGCAGAAGCUCAAGCUGUAGCAGCUGCUACUACAUCACCAGUUACGACUACGACAGAAACAUCAACAACUCCAGAAUAUGCUCAGGGAUUAACUUCAAUUAAUCCACCUGCUACCCCCAUUACUCCUGUAGCAUCUGUACAAUCUUAUACACCUACUACUCCAAGUGGAGUAGUACCAGUAACAACACCACAAACUCCUACAACACCAAGUACACCUACAAAUCCGAGUACAGUCAUACCUGUUACGACACCGACAGUUAUUACACCUGUGGAAAGUACACCUGUUGGAGUGCAAACGGUUAGACCAGCCCAAACAGUUACACAAAUUCGUAUACAAACUACUGCACAACCUGCUAAUGCGGCAGCAAAUACGAGAAAAGGCUUGUCUCUCACGCGAGAACAAAUGUUGGAAGCACAAGAAAUGUUUAGAACAGCUAAUAAAGUAACUCGACCAGAGAAAGCUCUUAUUCUAGGUUUCAUGGCUGGUUCAAGAGAUAAUCCUUGUCCAAAGUUGGGUAAUAUAGUCACAGUAAUGCUCUCAGAAAAUAUAGAAGAAGUGACUCAACCGGAUGGUACAACAGUUCCCAUGUUGGUUGAGACACAUUUCCAAAUGAAUUAUACAAAUGGCGAAUGGAAGAGGAUAAAGAAAAAUCGACGAAUUAUUACAGAAGAAUCAACGUCCACUACGACUCCUACUCCCAGUGUGACGGCAACAGCUUCCAAUUGAAAAAAAGAUAAAAGAAAUUUUUAUCGAAUUGCAAUUAUAUAGGUCAAUAAUUCUGUCAUUUUUUGGAUGACGGUGUUUUAAAAAACUCCUGUUCUAUAGAUAGCAAAAGAAUUUGAGUGCAGAAGGCAAAAUAUGGCCUCUAUGUUCCAUAUGGUGUAAGCAGACUUGUGUAUCAUGUUUUAGUAGUAAAACUUUAAUGUAUGAUGUACAUAUUACAUCAAAAAAGUUGUGUUAUUCGAAAAAAUACAAUGUAAUAAUGAAGAUAUUCUUGUUUCCAUUUUU